Castor canadensis (American beaver) is the source of this 3520-nucleotide messenger RNA. RefSeq names its product casein kinase 1 gamma 3 (gene Csnk1g3). Gene Ontology annotation, molecular function: protein serine/threonine kinase activity; ATP binding. The record is from RefSeq and is a predicted model, not a curated record. Gene Ontology annotation, biological process: protein phosphorylation. NCBI's taxonomy places the organism in Eukaryota, Metazoa, Chordata, Mammalia, Rodentia, Castoridae.
GGUCCGGCGCCGAUCCGGAUGCUCGAGGCAGGAGGAUGUUUGACCUCCGGAUAAGCGAGGCCCCGCUGUGCAUUCAUUCCCGGCUGCAUUGGUGGGGACAGCAGCGGCCCAGGCGGCGACUCUCCGGCCAGCGGCGGCGGUAGGAGGCACUGGCAGUAGAGCGGAAACAUCCGUCGCUCGUCCGUUCCCUUCCUAGCCCGCUCCCUCCCUGCGUGGCUCGCUUUCCUCCUCCGGCCGCCGGCGGUGCGAGGUGCCGCCGCCGUGCCCUCGCGGCCGCCGCCUGACGGACGUGGGAGCCGCGGCGCCCGGGCGACCCUGCCUCUCGCGGCCGCGCCUCUGAGCUCUCUAUCUAUAUCAACUUACAUCACCAAGAAGAUAAUUUUGAAGGCAUGUUUUGCUGAAAAGCCAACUGAGAAAAAUUUUACGAAUGGGAUGAACACGCUCCAGUUAAUGGACUAUCUACUGAAUUUUGGAUGUUAACAUUGUCCAUCUGGUACAGUUACCUAGUGAUGUACCUAUUCUCACAAUACCCUAUUUCAGUCUGUUUGUCUUGAUUAAAGAAUUCAAAGUGGAGUACCGCAAACUUGAUAUGGAUAAUAAAAAGAAAGACAAGGACAAAUCAGAUGAUAGAAUGGCACGACCUAGUGGUCGUUCAGGGCACAACACUCGAGGAACUGGGUCUUCAUCUGGAGUUUUAAUGGUUGGACCUAACUUUAGAGUUGGAAAAAAAAUUGGAUGUGGCAAUUUUGGAGAAUUACGAUUAGGGAAAAAUUUAUACACAAAUGAAUAUGUGGCAAUUAAAUUGGAGCCCAUGAAAUCCAGAGCACCACAGCUGCAUUUGGAAUACAGGUUCUAUAAGCAGUUAGGAUCUGGAGAUGGUAUACCUCAAGUUUACUAUUUUGGUCCUUGUGGUAAAUACAAUGCCAUGGUGCUGGAGCUGCUGGGACCUAGUUUGGAAGACUUGUUUGACUUGUGUGACAGAACAUUUUCUCUUAAAACAGUUCUCAUGAUUGCUAUACAGCUGAUUUCUCGCAUGGAAUAUGUCCAUUCAAAGAACUUGAUAUACAGAGAUGUAAAACCUGAGAACUUCUUAAUAGGACGACCAGGCAACAAAACCCAGCAAGUUAUUCAUAUUAUAGAUUUUGGUUUGGCAAAGGAAUAUAUUGAUCCAGAGACAAAGAAACAUAUACCGUACAGAGAACACAAGAGCCUUACAGGAACAGCUAGAUAUAUGAGCAUUAACACACAUUUAGGAAAAGAACAAAGUAGAAGAGAUGAUUUAGAAGCUUUAGGUCAUAUGUUCAUGUACUUUCUGAGAGGCAGUCUUCCUUGGCAAGGCUUAAAGGCUGACACAUUAAAAGAGAGGUAUCAGAAAAUUGGAGAUACAAAACGAGCUACACCAAUAGAAGUGUUAUGUGAAAAUUUUCCAGAAGAAAUGGCAACGUAUCUUCGUUAUGUAAGAAGGCUAGAUUUUUUUGAAAAGCCAGACUAUGAUUAUCUAAGGAAGAUUUUUACUGACUUAUUUGAUCGAAAAGGAUAUCUGUUUGAUUAUGAAUAUGACUGGAUUGGUAAACAGUUGCCUACUCCAGUGGGUGCAGUUCAACAAGAUCCAGCUUUAUCAUCAAACAGAGAUGCACACCAACACAGAGAUAAGAUGCAGCAAUCCAAAAACCAGUCGGCAGACUACAGGGCAGCUUGGGACUCCCAGCAGGCAAAUCCCCACCAUUUGAGAGCUCACCUUGCAGCAGACAGACAUGGUGGCUCGGUACAGGUUGUAAGUUCUACAAAUGGAGAGUUAAACACAGAUGACCCUACUGCAGGGCGUUCAAAUGCACCCAUCACAGCCCCUACAGAAGUAGAAGUGAUGGAUGAAACCAACUGCCAGAAAGUGUUGAACAUGUGGUGCUGCUGUUUUUUCAAACGAAGGAAAAGGAAAACCAUACAACGACACAAAUGACUCUGGACACAGACAGACCAUGGGGAGUUACUUACAUGUUCAUCUGCUGUCUUGGGAUUAAAAUCAUCUCUGUAGUGACCACGUAUAUUUUCAAGGACUCACUCUUGGAAACAAAAAUGUCAUACUUUCAUACUUCAUUUUGUGGUUGUCUUACAUUCAUAUUUUUUUCUAAUUUAACUUUUAUGGAAGCUUUAAAGUUUUAUCAAAACGUGAGUGCUUUGCCCAUCAGUGAAUGGAAAGGACCAAUGGGGUGGUGGUGAUGAGUACAUUUCUAAAGGACGUUUUUCAGAAGCUCUUCUCUUGUUGGAGAAAGCAGUACAGUUUUAAGUGUCAACCAAUUAUAUGCCUAAUUUGAUUUUGUAUAUCUUCUGUAAGACCAUACUCAAACAGGAGUUUUCUUCCCAGUGGACAAUGCAACAGAGAAAACAGAGUUGGCCAAACAUUUAUUUCUUGAGAAGUUCAUAUUUUGUGACAUCUGCAUUGAUUUCAGUAUUACUGAUGGUACUGUCAUUCAUGAGUCAUAUUAACAUUCUCUGUGAAAUCAUGGUACAGUCACUGCCCAGAGGUACUGAGGAGAAAGCUCUAUGGGUUUGGCAGAUGGUGGUGGUAAAAUGAAUCACAAGAAGUGCGGGAAAUUCAAGUUCUGCUUAUGUUGCACCACUAUGUGAAGUACAGUGUUGCAGAAGUGGGAGAAGUGCUUAUUUUUUAGAAUUGCAAACAUUUGUAUGAUGUAACUUUAUGCUUCCAGAUAAUAAUGUAUGUUAGAUAGCAAGAAAUGAAUACUUUGAGAAGUGAUGUAUGUUGGAAUUUUUAAAAAAUACACUAAGGAAAAGAAAGAAAUGUGAACCUCGUUGUAAUGUGUAAGGCUAAAGCCUGAGGAGAUCCCACUGAAACCUACUGCUGAAUGAUUACAUUCUCCCCUAAGCAGAAAACUUUGGAUGUGCCAUGCAAUGGUGUCUGUUCAUUCUUUUUGUCUGAUUAAAAAAAAGACUCCCAGCAAUAAAAACUGGGUCACUCUAUUGCCCUCUGUGCACAUUAGUGUCUUGUAGUCACCUUUGCUAAUUCUCUGGAAUUUUCAUACUCUUUAGCAUGAUUGAAAAACUAUUUUGGAGAAGAUGGGUCAGGUGCUUUGCCUUCAUAGUCUUUUUAAGUGCUGCAUAUGAACAAAGUAACAGUUCUGUAAAAAAGGAAGUCCAUUCCACCUUUGAAGUAUGCUUUGUUUUAAGCCAUAAAGAUGCAGGUAUACUUUUGUCACAUCCCUCUAGCCAGAAUUUUUCAAGAAGGGUUAAAACAAAAAGACUGGCUGGAAAGAAUUGUGUUGAUCAAAUCUCAUAUUUUCCUUUCAUUUAUAAAAUUGUUACUUACUCCUUUCAUGCAGUCCCUUUGUCGUAAGUGUGUGCCUCCAGCUAUGCUUAUUUAUUUUUAUUGUCUCAAGGUAACAUUUUAAAGUGUAUAUUAAAGUAAACAAAUCCACAAUUUUUUACUUUAUUAUUGCAUUUACAGGUAUUUAAUUGUACUUUAUAAUUUAUUUUUAUUAGCAAAAUGUUCAGUACAUUUUUGAUG